Rhododendron vialii is the source of this 1563-nucleotide messenger RNA. Its product is annotated as UDP-glucosyltransferase 29-like. Bases 42 to 1388 code for a protein of 448 amino acids. Gene Ontology annotation, molecular function: UDP-glycosyltransferase activity. Lineage: Eukaryota; Viridiplantae; Streptophyta; Magnoliopsida; Ericales; Ericaceae. The transcript has a single exon. The record is from RefSeq and is a predicted model, not a curated record.
UUUAUGAAACCCUACCCAAGGAGAGAGAGAGAGAGGUUAUUAUGGAUACAGAACAGAGCAACAUCAUGAGAGUAGUAAUGCUACCAUGGUUAGCGCACGGUCACAUUUCUCCCUUUCUAGAGCUAGCCAAAAAACUUGCAACUAGAAACUUCACUAUCUACUUAUGCUCCACGCCCAUCAAUCUCACUUCCAUACAAAAGAGAAUCACACAAGAGCAAUCCCUAUCCAUCAAGCUAGUAGAGCUCCACCUCCCUUCUUCCCCUGACCUCCCUCCCCACCGCCACACCACCAACGGCCUCCCGCCCCACCUCAUGCCCGCACUCAAAUCCGCCUUCGAAAACGUAAUCCCACAGUUCUCCACCCUCAUCAAGAGCUUGUCCCCUCAUCUAGUCAUGUACGACUUCAACCAGCCCUGGGCCCCCACCAUCGCCGCCGAAUACAGCAUCCCGGCGGUGGAAUUCAUAACCUCCAGCGCAGCCUUCGUCUCCUUCGUCCUUCACAGGUUCAAAAUGCCGGGAAUCGAAUUCCCAUUUCCGGGAAUUCAGCUCAGAGGAUUCCACGGUGCCCAAUUCCGCCGACUGUUCGACCAGGUUUCUCGCGAAGCGAGUCAAAAGAGUCGUCCCCUUGAGGCCUUUGAAAAAUCAUUCAAAAUUAUUUUGUUCAAUACUUUUAGAGAAUUGGAGGGGAAAUACUUCGAUUAUCUCUCGAUUCUGACUGAAAAGAAGAUUGUCCCUGUUGGUCCACUGGUUCAAGAAAUCGUUAAUGGAACAGAGGAAACAGAGGCCAUGAACUGGCUUGACAAGAAAAGUGAUUCCUCCACGGUUUUUGUUUCCUUUGGAAGCGAGUAUUUUCUAUCCAAAGAGGAAGUAGAAGAGGUGGCUCACGGGUUAGAGAUUAGCGCAGUAAAUUUCAUAUGGGUCGUUAGGUUUCCGGUGGGAGAGAAAACUAAGAUUGAAGAGGCACUGCCCGAGGGUUUUCUUGACAGGGUCGGGGAGAGAGGGAUGGUCGUGGAGGGGUGGGCCCCACAGGCCCAAAUCCUGGCCCACUCAAGCACCGGCGGGUUUGUUAGCCAUUGCGGUUGGAAUUCUAUCCUGGAAAGCUUGAAAUUCGGUGUACCAGUUAUAGCCAUGCCCAUGCAUUUGGACCAGCCAUCGAAUGCUAGGGUGGUGGAGGAGGUGGGUGUGGCCGUGGAGGUGGAGAGAGAAGAGGAUGGGAGGCUCAAUAGAUAUGAGAUUGCAAAAGCUAUAAGGAAGGUGGUGGUGGAGAAAAAUGGGGAGGGUAUAAGAGUCAAAUCGAGAGAAUUUAGUGAGAAUAUAAGAUUGAGAGCAGACGAAGGGAUAGAUGAGUUGGUGGAAGAGUUAGUGAAACAUUGUUUGGAGAGAAAUUAGGGCAAAAAUUUACAUUAGCAACCACGGCAAUCGGCCUAACUGUUGUGUAGUGUGAAGUUGUGGGUUCAAAUUCAAUUUGUAAUCGGGAGUUCGAUAUUCGUUGUGGUUGGUGGGAUAAAGCUACGAUAAAAGAAGUUUUUUUUAAUCCUGUGACAAAUAAAAGACUUAUAGUUUU